GGCGAGGGGAAUUUGUUUCUCGGACGGCUAUCAUAAACCCUAACUAAAUCCGAUGAAGAUAAAAUGUGGACGUUUGAUUGCCGGCGGAGAGCGGCUGCUCCGGCAGAUGUGUACGGCGGCAACGAAGCUAGCGGAACCGGAGGCCGAGCGUUCGGCAAAGAAAGUUAGCCUUUAUCGAAAGUUGUCGGCGCUGGAUAUGACAGGAAGGACCGUUUCGCAGACGUUAAACCAGUGUAUUAUGGAGGGCAAAGUCCUCAGGAAAGACGAACUCCAACGUUGCGUUAAAGAGCUUCGAAAGUAUCGUAAAUAUCGUCAUGCACUCGAGAUAAUGGAAUGGAUGGAAUAUAGGGGAAUCACCUUCUCUACAACAGACUUUUCACUAUAUUUAGAUCUAUUGUCUUUAACCAAAGGGGUAGCAGCUGCUGAGAGCUACUUCAGUGGUCUUCCUCCUCGAUCUAAGAGCAGAUUUACGUAUGGAACUCUUUUGAAUUGCUAUUGCAGAGGCUUACUGGAGGACAAGGCACUGGCUCUUUUUGAAAAUAUGGAUGAACUCAAUUUUGUCACUAGCGAUCUACCCUUCAGUAAUCUCAUGUGUUUAUAUAUGAGACUGGGCAAACCUGAGAAGGUGCCUCCCCUGAUAGAUACCAUGAAGCAGAGGAAAAUUUCAAUGACUGCUCCUGCAUAUCAUAUCUGGAUGAAUAGCUAUGCCUCCUUAAAUGAUAUUGAAGGAGCAGAAAGAGUCUUUGAGGAGAUGAAAAAGGAAGAUGCAGACAAAAUCAACUGGCUGACUCAUAGCAACCUUGCUGCUAUCUAUGUAAAGGCUAAACAUUUUGAUAAAGCUGAAUCUGCGCUUAAGAUGGUAGAAAAGAUAGCAAGACCGAAGGAGCGUGAAGCUUACCAUUUCCUACUAAGUCUUUAUGCAGGGAUUGGUAAUCAAGGUGAAGUUUACAGGGUAUGGAAUUACCUCAAAUCUGUCCCUCCAGUGACUAACAUGAGCUAUCUUACUAUGCUUCAAUCCCUUCGCAGGCUUAAUGAUAUUGAAGGUUUAGCAAAGUGCUUUGAGGAGUGGAAAUCAAAUUGUAUCUCUUAUGAUAUGAGAUUAGCGGGUGCUGUUAUCAGUGCCUACUUGAGCCAGGACCUAUGUGAAGAAGCCUUAUCGGUGUUUGAAGAGGCCAUCAAAAGGAGAGAGGGCAAAGGACCUUUCGCGAAGACUCAUGAAACCUUCAUACUCUUCUACUUGGGGAAACAUAAGGAAGAACUUGCAAUGCAUCACCUAGAGGCAGCUCUUUCAGAAGCCAAGGACUAUGAUGGAUGGAGUCCUUCACUGGAAGUUAUCCUUGCAUUUCUGAAGUUUUACGAAGAGAAGAAAAUUGAUGGGGUUGAGAAGCUUCGCCAGAUUUUCAAGAAUUGCAAUUUCGAUGAUCAUUGCCUGAGAAAUUAUACAAAUGCUGACAAAUCAGCUCUGGGAGACUGGAACUCAUCAAAUAUUGAAGGAAGAGGCUGAAAUAAGCCCGGGACUCGUGGACUUGCCAGCUGAUGUUCGCUCUGUGUACAAGUGUCAUCACACAUGUUUUGGCUCUACUUCUUCACCUAGUAAUAAAUUGACUGAAUUGCCGAACUCGAUCAUGAUGCGGAUGAAUUAGUCAAUGCUUCAAUUCUGAUUUAGGGAAGAAAAAAAAAAGGUCCGCCGAAGUAGUGUGCGAAAAAUCAGCUGAAGGCACCGCUGGAGAUAGUUCGAGUAGCAAAGAUGAGAUGAAGCUUGGCUAAUGAUUUUAAGUACAAGCCUUCUGAAUGUUUUUUUUUGUUUAAAAAAGAAAAGGAAAACUGAAGGCUCAACGUUGAUUUUCAUUUGUUUUUGAUUGUGUAAAUUAAUCUUGAAAAUUUCAAGGCUUGUAUUCUUGUUGCAAUGCUUGACCAUUUUUAAUAUAUGAACGUUUGUUUUA
Molecule: messenger RNA, 1943 nt
Organism: Neltuma alba
Lineage: Eukaryota; Viridiplantae; Streptophyta; Magnoliopsida; Fabales; Fabaceae
Product: pentatricopeptide repeat-containing protein At1g02370, mitochondrial
Exons: 2
Coding region: 53-1504 (483 amino acids)
Cellular component (GO): mitochondrion
Molecular function (GO): protein binding
Source: RefSeq, a predicted model, not a curated record